This is a messenger RNA of Fusarium poae, 2799 nucleotides long. RefSeq lists its product as uncharacterized. Gene Ontology annotation, biological process: DNA-templated transcription; regulation of DNA-templated transcription. The coding region runs from base 1 to 2799 and encodes 932 amino acids. The record is from RefSeq and is a predicted model, not a curated record. Gene Ontology annotation, molecular function: DNA-binding transcription factor activity, RNA polymerase II-specific; DNA binding; zinc ion binding. The transcript is spliced from 6 exons. NCBI's taxonomy places the organism in Eukaryota, Fungi, Ascomycota, Sordariomycetes, Hypocreales, Nectriaceae.
AUGGCUAAAAGAACGUGGUCAGAUUCUAACCCUGCUGGAACUAUUACCGCUGAUGCGACCGCCUCUCCAGCGCCAGCACGGCCAAAUGGUCACGGAAGGACUUCAUCUGGUAGACAGAGCAUCUCAGGCAUCAUUUCGAGUGAAGCCUCCAUUCCUCAGAUCUCACGCAAGAUUAAGGCGUGCGCAGCAUGUCGAAAACACAAGAUUAAAUGUUUGAUGGAUGAGAGUGGACCGCCCUGUCGAAGAUGUUCUGAGAGAAAUCUGGGUUGCGUCUUGAGUAAAAGUUUGCAAACAAUUAUCGAUGAAAAGUCACAAUUCUCCGAAUCCGUGGUACAAGAUCUAGAGCAAAUGCACAACGCUUUGCGACAAGUCAUGAACAAACUGAGUCUUCCAGAACUUCCACCCUUACAGAGCAUCAACUCUCGAGACGCCGAGGGAACACCGCCAAAAGACGAGAACCCCUCAAAUACAUCAAAUCAUCUCACUGUAUCUCAACACGAAUUCCGAGGCCCAUCAUGCGACAACUCUCCAAAAGCGACUCCUGAAGAUGAAGGUCUUCCUUACGUACCUAUCCAUUCUCUAUAUACCCUGACCAAAUUGAGUGCUCUUCGAUCCCCCGACAACCCCGAAGCUCAACGGGGAAACGUUAUCAACGACUUUAUCGCCCGUGGGGCCUUAUCAUUAGCAGACGCUGAGAGUCUAUUCGCCUUGUAUCGCGACCGUUUGGAUCGGUACAUGUACGGAAUCGGGUGCCGUUACAUGACGUUGGAGGAACUGCGACGCAAGAGUCCCAUUUUAUCCGCUGCGACGCUUACAGUGGCUGCGCUGCACGACCCCAAGGCCGAUAGUAUUUAUGGCAUCUGCAGCAGUGAAUUCCGACGUCUGAUGGAGAAAUCCAUGUUUGAGCGUCGUAUUGAUCGCGAUUAUCUACGCGCAAUGUGUAUUGCUUCAUAUUGGCUUAGUGAUUUGUCUUGGAUGCUCUCAGGGUAUGCUAUUCGACGCGCCGCGGAGUGUAAUCUACACAACAGCUAUAACCAGGCUAUCAAGGAACAGAGUCAAGAGGCGGCGGACUGCGCUCGGCUAUGGUAUAUCCUAUACAUCUGCGAUCAGCAUCUCGCGACAUUGUAUGGACGACCCUCGAUUGUUCAAGAAGAUUCAUCGAUUCAGGGCUGGGAGCAGUUUCUGAAAUCGCCUGUAGCCAACGAAGAGGAUAAGCGCCUAACCGGCCAAGUGAUGUUGGUCAGUAUCUUGCGAAAUAUUCGAGAACUGUUCGGCACAGACAAGGGGGAGCCGGUCCCACGAGUAUAUCUGAAUCACAUUCUACAGUUCAGACGGCAGCUUGACCAGUGGUAUACUCGCUGGAUGAAAGACUUGCCAGAACAAUGGACACAAAUCGGCUCAUUCCCGCGAAAAGGCACGAUUCUUCAUUACAACUUUGCCCAAAUACACCUCUACUCUCACGUUUUCCGUGGCCUCUCGAAUGACGCACCUAUCCCUCACUAUUUCCUCGACUGCGCGACGCAAGCCGUGACAGCAGCAACAGCCAUCAUCGACCUGAUAAUCACCGACCCAGACGUCGCCCUCGGAAUCGUAGGGAUGCCCUCGUACAUGCUCUCCAUGACUGCCUUUGCAUGCAUGUUUCUCAUCAAAGUUGCUGUCAAGUACGGCAGCGAUCUGAUUGAGCGCCAACGCGUGCAUGACCUUACUACGAGUCUUGUUCGACAAUUCCGUUCGUUAAAGGCAGGCAAGUGGCAUCUUGCGAAUCUGAUGGCUGGGGGCUUGGAGCGUAUGACUGCUACACUAGCAGCUUGCACUCAAACGUAUCAAACUGUAAACAUCAUCAUGACACAGCAUAUCCUCAUCACAGGCGCAGGGGGCUUCAUCGGCCAGGAAAUUCUGGGCCCCCUCCUCGAGUCCUCAUCAGACACCCAUCUCACCAUUACAGACAUCGCUACACCUCCCGUUCCAGAGAAAUACUCAGACCAGAUCACAUCUCUCAGCGCAGACCUCACUGACCCAAGUGUUGUGGACAAACUCAUCACGUCGCAGCGCUUCACGGCAGUCUAUCUCUUCCACGGUCUCAUGUCAGGUGGUUCAGAAGCCAAUCUCGAUCUGGGUCUCAAAGUCAAUGUCGAUUCAGUACGCUACGUUCUCGACGCUUUAAGAACAAAACUUCCAGGUGUCAAAGUUGUUUUCUCAAGCUCUUGCGCUGUGUACGGACCUGAUGAGGGAUACGUCACUGAGCAGACACUUCCACAGCCAAAGUCAUCCUACGGCGCCGAGAAACUCAUCGCUGAAUUAUUGGUGAAUGACUUUUCCAGGCGAGGUUUAAUUGAUGGACGAAUUGUGCGUCUUCCAACUGUUGUCGUGAGACCUGGAAAGCCAUCCGCCGCAGCAUCAAGUUUUGCUUCCGGAAUUGUGAGGGAGUCUUUACAAGGCAUUCAAAACGUUCUCCCUGUUCCUCGAAACAUUUCCAUGUGGAUCUGCAGUCCUGCGACGGUGAUUAAGAAUCUCAUCAUGAUCAAGGAUAUACCUGCUGAGAAAUUCGGAGACUCGCGGAUUGUGAAUUUACCGGGUAUUACGGUAUCUGUGCAGGAUAUUCUGGAUGCUGUGGAAAAGGUGGGCGGGAAAGAAGCUGUGGGUUAUGUCAAGGAGGAAGAGGACGAAGCUUUGUACAAGAUUGUUAAGAGCUGGCCUCCUUGGUUCGAUGCGAGUAGAGCAAAGGGUUUGGGAUUGCAAGAUGAUGGGGAGUUGGUUGAUGCUGUCAAGGCGUUCCAGGAGAGACUCAAAGCGAAAUGA